Molecule: messenger RNA, 6348 nt
Organism: Zeugodacus cucurbitae (melon fly)
Lineage: Eukaryota; Metazoa; Arthropoda; Insecta; Diptera; Tephritidae
Product: oxysterol-binding protein-related protein 2
Exons: 9
Coding region: 160-1455 (431 amino acids)
Cellular component (GO): intracellular membrane-bounded organelle; cytosol; membrane
Molecular function (GO): sterol binding
Source: RefSeq, a predicted model, not a curated record
AAUACUUUUAAGAACGGUUGGGUUAAAAUCUUAUUUAGUUUUCAUAUGUGUAUCUUAAGUAUCGAUUUAACAAGUUUUACAUUUAUAAAUAAGUAUAAGUUAUUUGCUCAGUGGAGAUUAUUUUAAAUAAGUGAAAUUCGUAAUCAUUUUGAAAGCAAUAUGAGUAACAACGGAUCAAUUAUUCAAAGGACUUAUCUUCCUUCUGAGAUGGUGCAAUGGAAUGAAAGAAAUGUUAUGUCAGUUUUAAAAAAUUGUCUUGGAAAAGAGUUGAGUAAAGUUACAAUGCCUGUUACUUUAAAUGAGCCAUUAAGCUUUUUGCAAAGGAUAUGUGAAUAUAUGGAGUACGCUGAAAUAUUAAAUCAAGCUGCUGAAGAGGAAGAUCCAGCUGAUCGAAUGAAGCACGUUGCAACGUUCGCCGUGUCGGCUUUAGCAUCAAACUGGGAACGUAUUGGGAAACCAUUCAAUCCACUUUUGGGAGAAACGUACGAACUGCAAACGAAUGGUUUCAAAAUCUUAUGCGAGCAAGUAUCACAUCAUCCACCAAUUUCCGCUUUUAAUGUAGAAUCUGCUAACUACAAGUUUUAUGGAUCGAUUAACCCAAAAAUUAAGUUCAUGGGGAAAAGUAUAAAUAUUCAGCCCAAAGGAAUGGUCACUGUUGAAUUGACCAGAUGGAACGAAGCCUACACAUGGAGUAACGUAAACUGUUGUGUGCAUAAUGUGGUUGUGGGUAAACUGUGGAUUGAACAGCAUGGAACAAUGGAAAUAAAGAAUCAUGUGAAUGGUUACCGAGCUAUUUUAGAUUUUAAAGAAGCCAGUUCUUGCAAAGAGGCUAAUCAAGUUUUUGGAAUUGUUGAAGACGAUAAAAAAAAAAUAAAAUAUAGGUUAUUUGGAAAAUGGAACGAGUAUUUUAAAUGUGCAUCUGAAGAAGACUACCACCUUAUUAUGAAGUUGAAAGAACAACAAGACGGUAACGAAUCAAUGUCAUCUCUUGACAGAAAUUCCAGAAAAAUAUUUUCAAAAUUGAACAGUUUCAAAAUGCCGUCAUUUUUAAGUGUUAGUAUACAAGAUGAUCAAGCUGGAACAUCUGAUUUUAAAUCAUUAAGUCUUAAUGAGGAUGUUAGUCAUAUAUCUUCCGAUAUUAAAUCAACUUUAUUGUGGAAAUGUAAGGAGCGACCUGUUUAUAGUGCUAAGUAUUAUCAUUUCACAGAUUUCGCAAUGCAACUUAAUGCCAUUAACCCACUAAAUGCAAAUACUUUAUGUAUAACUGAUUCACGACUCCGUCCAGACAUACGAUAUCUAGAAGAAGGUGAUGUAGCAGCCGCUUCAGCUCAGAAAAAUAGAUUGGAAGAAAAACAGCGUGAAGCCAAACGAUCACGGAAAGGGCAGAAUAAUGACUUAUGGCAGCCACGGUACAUAAAUAAAAAAUAUACAGAAGCGCCGUUACACAAUUUCUAAUAAGAAUUGCGGAAUUGAAUAGACAAUUUUCAUAUUUUUACAAGUCGUCAUUACCACGAUACCGACAAACAAAUAUUAAAGAAUUAUUAAUUGAUUAUUCUCUUUCACCUGUGCUAACUUGAGAUAUCUUAAUAAAAUGUGAUACAUGUGUUCCCUGAAAGAUUGUUAUUGCAGAUGAAAUAUAUUUGAAUAUUUCCAGGAAUUUUGUAUAAAAACCAACAAAAGAUAGGAAUAUUUGUACUUUAAAAGUCACCUUUGCCAAAAUAUGCAAUAUAUUUAAAUGACGUUUAUGAAAACCCCUAUGCAUUGUCUUAAAUUCUUGCUUAAUAGUUACAGUUUGUUGUGAUAUUAAGUUAUUUGUUGUGUUUGUAAUAAUGGAUAAUUUAUUAUUGAGUGCGUUAGAAUAUGCUAUUACUUUGGCAGAAACUUAUGUGUCCUUUUUAUUACUUCAAAGAGAUAUUAAGUUAAGAAUUCAACACUGUGCCUAAAAUUAUGAAAUGGCGUUUACAAAUAUUGUGUAUAUUUUGCAUAUCGCUUUUAUGAAAGCAGCCUUAGUUAGUUAGUCUAAAGAAUUAGGAGAUCCGUUCAUCACUAAAAUUAUUUUUACAACUUCGGAGUAAAUCUGCGUGCAUGUCGGAGCUGCGAUAAGCGAUAAGAGCGUCGAUAAGAGCGAAGCGUAGAAAAUUGAUACAAGUAAUUUAAUACAAGUGUGCAUGUCGGAGCAGCGCGCGAACUCACUCUUUGCUGGCUAUCAUCGAUAAGAGCGUAGAAAUUGUAGGUCAGUAAUUUCUUCGCUCUUAUCGAUGAUGGACACGGAAGACUUAAUAAGUGCAGUAUUUUUGAAACCAGCAAUCUGGGAUCAAAAAGAUCCAAACCACCACAACAGGUUCGAAUGUAUCGCUUGUCAUUCUCAUGUAUUCGAAAAACUUUUUUGGAUCCUGUCUCAAGCUACAAUAAAGAUGAUGAAAUUCUCCGAAAUUUGGCCUUUCUUGAUUUAUAGGAUUCGCCGAAAACGAGCGUUUUGUCGCCUCAGUAUUAUGCAUAUGAUAAUAUGCAGCAGUAGAUAUCAACAACAAAAUAUUUUCUACUUCAGAAUCACUAAUUUUUUUAGCUGUUGACUAUACAAAACUUAAAUUGCAAAUGCAAUUUACGCCCUUAUCGCAGCUCUGUUAUGCACACCGCACAAAACUAUAACUCGAUGCUAUGCUCUUGUCGCUGAUCUUAUCGACGCUCUUAUCGCUUAUCGCAGCUCCGACAUGCACGCAGCCUAAGGCUCCGUCGUUUGGACCAAAAUCCGUUUAGUGUACAAUAACAACACCCUCACAUUGCCAAAGAAUACAUGUACCAAGUUUCAUUAACAUAUGUAUCUUAAGUUUUUACUCUAGUUAUCGUAUGGACGGUCGGACAGAUUAGUCUAAGGAUUUUAACUCGACUUGUCGUCUUGUUCAUUUUGAUAUAUCUAAUUUGUAAGAUGUUACAAACAAAUAAAUGUUAGGUGAACAAAACCAUGAAAGUAAAAAAAUUGGACUAGGGUUAUGACAACGCCUGUAACAUCCUCUCGACAUCUGUGCUAGAUAUGGACUACGCUUACUUUGGACAAAACAUAAUAUUAGAUACAACUUUUAACAAAUAGUGCUACAUCUCGUAUCUAAAAAUUCUGUAAUUGAACUAUAACUUUUCAACUAAGUGAUAACAAUAAUAUAUCCCAAUGUGCAGAUGGAAUUAAAAGAGCCACUUUUACUGCGCAAUAUUAAUAAAAUUUGUUCUGAACUGAAAUUCAAUGUUCUUCUUCUUCUUAACUGGCGUAGAAACCGCUUACGCGGUUAUAGCUUAUGCGGUUGUGCGUAGGGCUUGGGACCCACCACAUAAAAACGAAUAACCAGUGAAUAAGAAAUUCAAUGUUAAUCCCUGAAAAUAUGAAGUUUGAUUGUAAUCCAUUCAUAAUUUCAUCGAAUAACGAAUAUCGAAUUUUUAUGAAACAUUUUAUACUCUCGCAACACGUUGCACAUAGUAUAAUAGUUUUGUUCACCUAACGGUUGUUUGUAGGUCCCUAAACUUAAAUAUAUAUAGAGCGUGCAAGCGAUUACUGAAAACCGAGAUAUUUUAAAUUACACGAGGUAAAUUAUUGUAAUCUGAGGAAAGGGGACAAAUUAAAGUGUGUCACGAGUCUGGGCUUUCUACAAGGGAAAUUGCCAAAAGAAAUCGGUAGAUCUCUCCCUUAUACGUAAUUUCUAGAAAUUACGCGAUUCAUAUGGCAAAAACAAGAAAUAUGACAGAAACACUAAGGUAUCGCCACGACAAAAACAGAUUUAAAUUAGAUUGGCAACUAAAUAAAAACUUAUUACGAUGGAAAUUGUGGCACAUUACAUUUGCCAAUAAGGAGCAGACGUGUGUGGUAAAUAUGAAAAUCAUCUGACCAUGUUGUCUACACAAAACUCCUCAAGAAACUUCUGGUAACGCUUAUAAGGCUAAGAGUAUAAGCUUUGCCGAAAACCAUAUUCAGAGUGGUCAAAGUUCAUAUUUAGCGAUGAAAAACGAUUUAAUUUAGACGGACCUGAUGAAUUUAUAAAAUAUUGGCAUGAUAAAUGAUUUGAUAAAGAAGUUUCAAUAACUAGUGCGUCGUCAGGUGGAGGUCUUAUGGUGUGGGCAGUUUUUGACGGUAAUGGUGUCACUGAAAUGGCAUGGGUUCCAACAAAAAUUAACUCGUCAAUCUAUUGUAAUUUGUUAGAAACCAUAUUGGUAGAGAAAGCAGAAGACUUAUUUUCUAUAUUAACUAUAUUUUUCAACAAGAUAAUGUCGCAAUUCAUUGUACAGACAAAAAAAAUUGAGCUGAAUUGGCCCGCUUGUAGCCCGGACUUAAAACCUAUUGAAAAUCUCUUGGGUAUUUAUCAAAAGAAGUUAAUGGUAAAUGGCGACAAUUUAACACAGUCAAUGGCCUAAUCGUCGGGAUUAAGCUUUGGCAGCAAUACCGAUACAGACUUUAAAAAACCUAAUAGCUUCAAUGCCGUUUCAAGUUUUAAAACGCAACGGAAAGUGCACAGACAGACUACUAACGAGAAGUUGGGAGUUAAAUCGCAAUUUAUUUCUUUAAAAAAUGUUUUGUUUUUGAACCUGAGUUUAUGUGAAUUUCCAUCUCAAAAAUUGUAAAAUAAUUAUAUCGUUUUCGAAACUACAGAUAACUUGUUUUAUUCUUAAUGGUUUUACUUCUUUUAAUACAAUGACAAUGCUCGCCGCAUUCAUUGCAAAAAACAUUAAAAAGACACUUAAAAGGGGAAAUUUCAAAAAAAUUUUAUUUGUGCCUUAAAUAUUAGAUGCAUUUGAGCGAAUGAGGCUUCAUCGAUAUUAAUACUGAGAAAAUACAUCGAUGCCUCAAAAUAUAGGCACUUAAGCGGGGUUCACUGUAUAGGUUUUGUUUACAAAAUUUAUUUUGAAUUUUCUACAACCACGGAUUUCAUGUCCGUCUAUAAUUCGGCGAUAUCGGAGUACAUAUAACAUUUCAAGGUCCCAGAUGUCAAACACAAGGACAGAGUUUGUGGUCAAUUUAUCGAAAAUAUAGGUAAAUCACUCUGAUAUUCUAAAGAAAUUUUAAGGAUGAGCUCCUUAAAAAUAUAGUGCUUCUAGGUCAAAUAUGGACAAAAUCAGAUCAAUAUUUCCUCUAGGCCUCAUUUGAUGAGGUAUAUGUAUAUCGGUUAAUUUGUGAGCUAUCAAAGCAAAAUUAAAUGAACGUAUGUAUAAUUUGGGACAUGAAUUAGCUUGGUGGCGAAAUAGUUUAAAACGGUCCUUGAAUUAUAUAAAAUAUAAGGGUCAAAUCAAUAAAAUUAUAUAAAUAAAUUGCGAGAGUAUAAAAUGUUCGGAUAUAUUGUUGUUUCGUGGCAAAAAUAGUUGAAAUCGAUUCAGAAAUUACGCCAUCUUCCAUAUACUCUAUAUAAUGAAUUUCGUUAUUUUAAUAGACUUUCUGCCAAAUAUAUGAGACGUAUUAUGUUGUUAUGUUCGGUUUUACCCGAACUUAUACCCCUGACAGACGGCGGCGUUAAUUCGGAUUAACUACUUUAAUCGGGGUUAAUUCGAGAGUUAUCUCAGUUAACUCCUUUUGCUAACUCCCAUUUAAUUCUCAAAAUUUUAGAGAGUUAGUGGGAGUUCGUGGCAUUUUCGUUGGCAACAUUGUUAAACAUGGCCGCUUUUAACCUAUUGUGAAUGAAAAUAUACAAUACUGACAGCUGUUUUUUCAAUUAAAUGUAAACGAAAACAUACGCAUGCAAUGAGAUAGCCAAUUUUUUCUAAAAUGGAAGUUCUAAUAAUAACGUAUUUUUGUAUAUUUUUUAGUAAUUAAUGAUUUUGUACUAAUUGUGCGGCUAAAAACCGCAAUAUUUGCUUUCUAUCCAAUUUUAUUUUAUCAAAAUUAAAAUAUUAUUGCCAAUCAGCUGUUUAUGGGAGUUCAUAACUCGCUUUGCUGCCGUCUGUCACCUACAUAUUUGAAACUGAUUAAAAGCGCAGUUAAUCCGAAUUAACUUUGCCGUCUGUUUAGGCUAUUAGCCGCUUAGGAUUGGCAUGGUCAGAAUUCACUCAUUUUCGCUACCAAGCUACAUAAUAUUCAAUAAGCUCAUUUAGGUUUGCUAAAAUAUCUCAUUUAUUAACCGAUAUAUAUAUAUCAGAGAACGGCAUGGGUACACUCUAACAAUAAGUGUACCCGAAUCAUUUCCCUGCCAGCCAAAGGUGGUGAAAAAACUGGUUAAACCGAAGCAAAAGUGGUGAGUGUGCCAUAGGCCAGCAUAGCUGCUUGUGAGUUUUUUAACCACUAUUCCCCUCACACGUACGAAUACAUGUGAUCUUACAUCUCUGUUGCGCUCAUUAUGCAGUGUCAUAUAAUUUAUAUACACAAAAAUAUAGCUGAAC